Molecule: messenger RNA, 1827 nt
Organism: Helianthus annuus (common sunflower)
Lineage: Eukaryota; Viridiplantae; Streptophyta; Magnoliopsida; Asterales; Asteraceae
Product: tRNA A64-2'-O-ribosylphosphate transferase
Exons: 7
Coding region: 305-1678 (457 amino acids)
Biological process (GO): charged-tRNA amino acid modification
Cellular component (GO): cytoplasm
Molecular function (GO): tRNA adenosine(64)-2'-O-ribosylphosphate transferase activity
Source: RefSeq, a predicted model, not a curated record
UGUUGUAAUCAAAACACUUCUUUACACUCUGCAACAAAACAAAACAAAACCCUAGACCCGAAACACCACAAGAAAGCUUCAUCAAUGGCGGACGAUACAGCAUCAAUGAGCAUAUACAGAGCUUCGAGAACGAUCAAGAAAAAACACAGCUCCUUGUUCAAUUCUCUACUCUCGAUUCACGAGGACUCAAUCUUCGUUUCCGAGAUAGCUCAGCUAUGGCCUCAACUGCCGCUUGUUGCUAACCUGCGCUGUGGUCUAUGGUACGCGAACAAGUUUCAUUCGAAUUGUUACUUCAAAUCGACUGAUGGACAUACGAACAAUCUCUCGUUUAAUACUUCUCGUCUCAAUCUUCAUGUUGCCACUCUUGCAGAGGGGAGGGUGUAUGAUCGUUGAUUCUACUCGAAAAGGGAAGAGGUUUCCCGACAGUAUGUCAAAAACCAUACCGAUUUGGACUUGCGUGUUAAAUCGUGCAAUUUCGAAUUAUAGAAACAAAAUGAAUGGGAUCAACAAGCCAACGGAAGGAGUUAAUUGUUCUACCCCAAAUCCCGAUACUACCGUACAAGAAUCCCCUAAAUGGGACACAUCUUUACAUCUUCCUCUUUGGGUACCCGAUACCGAAAAAACAAGAAUAGAGUCAAAUUUAAACAAAUGGGUCAAUACUUUCGAAACAAGUGGAGUUGAUAUCGCUUCUAUUUCAUCUCUAUUAAAGAAACCUCUACGACCACUUUGGAUUUCACAAAAAACCGUCAUAUGGUUGAACGAAGUUCCCGAUCACAACUCUUGGGAUUUCACACCCAUAAUCCUUAUUUCCGCAUCUGCGUCAAAUGAUAUAUACCGACAAAAAAAGAGCUCCGAAUUUAGUUGGAAUUACAUCGCGGGAGCAGGCGACGAUGAAGAAAGUUGGUCACGCGGUUUAACGCCUCCUUUGUUUUGGAAUAAUGUUUAUGAUUUGAUUAAUUCGGGGCCGGAUGUGUGUAACCAAAUGGUAGCUAAUAUUGUUGAAAGAGAUAGGGUGUUUCGUGCUCAACGGGGGCAGAACGCGCCGCAGUUUUCCGUUAAACUGACAAAAGUAGAAAGCACCUGGUCAGCUCAGUUUCGAGACCAACCGUUAGACGUUAUUAUGGAGAAUGGAAUUCAUGGAGAUUUAUUAGAUGAUGGGAAUGGAAUAUAUUGGUUGGGUUUGACGGACCUUGCGGUUUGUUCAACCGGAUAUGAUUUUAAAUCAUCAGAUGUUGAUAGCAUACUGAAUUGUGACCAAAAUCAGAUUCAUUGUACCCUCAAGGAUUCUGAAGCUUAUCUGCACCUACCUAUAAUGAACUCAAAAUUUGAUAGAUUUUCUCUGCAAAGAAAUCUACCUUCUGCACUGAAUUUUGCGAAACUGCAUCUGAAAAUGGGAAAGAGACUUGUAGUCUGCUGCAACAGUGGGGAAGACAUCAGUGUUUGUGUUUGCCUGGCAAUACUGAUUUCAUUAUUCAAUGCCGAAGGGACAUACGAUGACGGGAAAUUCUUCAAGGAGACACGAAUAACAAAGCUAGAUAUGCGACAACGACUAAUAUUCGUAUGCAAAUAUGUCGUCAACGCUCGGCCAUCAAGAGGUAAUCUAAAGCAAGUCUAUAAUUUCCUUGCGACCGUGACCAACAUGAGCGAUACAGAUGUUAGAGGGGUUUGUCCUCUAUAGCUGGCAUAAGAGUUUUUUAUAGGGUUAUAAAAGAACAGUGUUUAGGUUACGUUCAUAUAUUUUUUUGAACGGCGGAGAUCCAUAAUAAAAUGAGUUCGGGUAAAAAAAACGGGCCCUUUUGUGGCGUAAUACAAUGUGUAUUUUUUAAA